AGCCCCCCUUCAAUUUUAAAACCAUCACUAUGCACCCUGUGCCUGUGCUAGGCACUGGAAGAAGAUGAAGUGCCUUCUUGGAGUUUACAUGCUGAUAAUUGUGCCAGACAGUAAUAAAAUAGGUCAGUUGCUCUCCCCGGAAGGAAGAGUAUUCUCGGAUUUCACCUCAGAGGAGGAAGAAUUCAGGCUGCCAGAACUGGACUAGAGCUUCUGUCAUGUGACUUCCUUGGGAAGCUCUGCCGUGACCCCACCCCACCCCACCCCACAACAGCAGGCCACUGGAGUCCUGGGACCACCCCGGUCUGUGGCCCAAAUCCUUCCUCACUAAGGAGAGGGGAGGGGUGUUCCUGCUGGGCGGGGUGGGAAGGGGUGCUUGGGCAGGAUUGUGACAUAUGAUUGCCCUGGUAACAUGGAGCAGAUCUGGACCUGAGCCUAAUAAAGGUGGCAUAAAUAAAGGUGUCAUAAAGACAGGGCGGGGCGCAUGCUUAUAAGGGGCAUGAGCGUCUCAGGGGUGCCAGAAUGGCUCUCGUUGAGUGCAUAGCACCAGCGUGUGUCAUGUCUUGGCUGCGUUUCUGGGGCCCAUGGCCCCUCCUUACGUGGCAACUAUUGUGUCUACUAGUCAAGGAGGCUCAGCCUCUGGUGUGGGUCAAGGACCCGCUCCAGCUGACCUCUAACCCCUUGGGGCCACCUGAGCCCCGGUCUUCCCGCUCCUCCCAUCUCCCAUGGGAAUCUCCCCAUGCACCUGCUACCCCAGCAGCCCCGGGGGACUUUGAUUAUCUGGGGCCCUCUGCUUCUUCGCAGAUGUCAUCCCUGCCCCAGGAAUUGUCUGAAAAUUUGCCUCCAUUCCUGGACACGGAUUCAGCUGGAGAGCUGCCCCUGGGGCCAGAGCAGUUCUUGGUUGCACAUCAGGAUGUAAAUGACAAGCUGACUCCGCAAGAAAGGCUCCCAGAGGUGGUUCCACUGCUGGACCGGGAUCAGAACCAGGCCCUAGUUCAGCUUCCUCACCUCAAAAGUAAGGUUCAAACUGCAGAUCUAGAUCGGGCUGCAGGUCAUCAGGCAGAUGAAAUACUUGUUCCACUAGACAGUAAGGUUCCAAAACCAACCAAAUUUGUUGUUUCGCCCAAGAACCUGAAGAAAGAUCUAGCUGAGCGUUGGAGCCUUGCUGAGAUUGUUGGGAUUCCACACCAAUUAUCCAAACCUCAGCGUCAGAAGCAGACUUUGCAGGAUGAAUAUUCGAGUAUGGACACACUGUAUCCUGGCAGCCUGCCUCUGGAACUCCAGGUGAAUGCAGAUGAGCCUCCAGGGCCUCCUGAGCAAGUUGGACUUUCUCAAUUCCAUCUAGAGCCCAAAAGUCAAAAUCCAGAGACCCUUGAAGACAUCCAGUCCUCUUCACUCCAGGAAGAAGCCCCAGCGCAGCUUCUACAGCUCCCUCAGGAGGUAGAACCUUCAACCCAGCAGGAGGCCCCAGCUCUGCCUCCAGAGUCCUCUAUGGAGAGUCUAGCUCAAACUCCACUGAAUCAUGAGGUGACAGUUCAACCUCCAGGUGAGGAUCAAGCUCAUUAUGACUUGCCCAACAUUACAGUCAGACCUGCAGAUGUGGAGGUUACCAUGACUUCAGAGCCCAAAAGUGAGACAGAAUCUUCCCAAGCCCAGCAGGAGGCCCCAAUUCAGCCUCCAGAGGAAGUGGAACCUUCUGCAACCCAACAGGAGGCCCCAACUGAGCCUCCAGGUCCUCCUAUGGAGCCUGAACUUUCCCCCAGUGAACAGGAGCAGCCAGCUCAGCCUUCUGAGUCUUCUGGGGAGGUUGAAUCUUCUCCAGCCCAGCAGGAGACCCCAGCUCAGGCUCCAGAAGAGAUGGAACCACCUUCAAUCCAAAACGAGGCCCCAACUGAGCCUCCAGGUCCUCCUAUAGAGCCUGAACUUUCCCCCAGUGAGCAGGAGCAGCGAGCUCAGCCUUCUGAGUCUUCUGGGGAGGUUGAAUCUUCUCCAACCCAGCAGGAGACCCCAGCUCAGCCCCCUGAACAUUAUGAAGUCCCAGUUUCACCUCCAGGUCACCAUCAAACUCAGCAUUCAGAUUUUCCCAAUGUUUCUGUUAAGCCUCCAGAUGUGCAGCUCACCAUAGCAACAGAGCCUAGUGCAGAGGUGGAAACUUCUCCAGUCCACCAGGAGGCUACAGCUCAGACUCCAGAUCCCCCUAAGGAGGCAGAACCUUCUCCAGUCCAGCAAGAGUUCCCAGCUGGGCCACCAGAGCCCCCUAAGGAGGUUGAACGAUCUGCAACCCAGCAGGAAGCCUCAGGUCAUCCUCGGAAGUCCACUGAAGAGGUCAGUCCUCCACCACAGUGGGAGAUACCAGCUCAGCCAUCAGAGCCAUCUGAGAAGGUCGAACCAUCUCCAGUCCUACAGCAGGCCCCAACUCGGCUUUUAGAGCCACCUAAACAGGUAGAAUCCUCUCCAGUCCAGCAGGCAGUCCCUGCUCAGUCUUCAGACCCUGCUCUGGUGAUAGAACCCUCUCUGACCCAGCAGAUGGCCCCAUCUUUGCCUCCAGAAUUCCCUCAGGAGGUAGAACCAUCUGUAACUCAGCAGGAGGUUCCAGCUCAGAUUCCAGAACCCCCUGUGGAGGCAGAACCUUCUGUGACCCAGCAGGAGGCCACAGUUCAGGCUCCAGAGGCCCCUAAGGAGGUAGAACCUUCAAGGCAGCAAAUGGUCCCAGUUCAGCUUCCAGAGCCACCUAAGGAAGUUGCAGCUCAACCUCCAGCUCAUUAUGAGGUGACAGUCCCAAAGAUCCAGCUCAGGCCAGGAUCCAGGAUCCAGGAUCCAGGCCAGGAUCCAGCUCAGCAUUCAACAUUGCCCAGUGUCACUGUUCAACCUUUGGACCUGGGACUUACCAUCAUUCCAGAAUCCACAACAGAGGUUGAAUUUUCUCCAACCAUGCAGGAGACCCCAACUCAGCCUCCUAAGAAAGUUGUACCCCAUCUUGUAUAUCAAGAGGUAACAAUUCCAACACCAGGUCAGGAUCAAGCUCAGCAUCCAAUGUCACCCGGCAUUACAGUUCAAUCUUUGGACCUGGGACUUACCAUCACUCCAGGACCCACUAUGGAGGUUGAACAUUCUAUACCCCUGAAGAGGACUAUAGUUCUUCCAAAGCACCUUAAGGUGACACUUCCACAUCCAGACCAGGUUCAGACUCAGCAUUCACACCUGACUGAAGCCACAGUUCAACCUUUGGAUCUGGGGCUUACCAUCACUCCAGAAUCCACAACAGAGGUUGAAUCUUCUACAGCCCUGAUGACUACAGCUCCUCCUCCAGAACACCCUGAGGUGACACUUCCACCUUCAGACAAGGGUCAGGCUCAGCAUUCACACUUGACUGAAGCCACAGUUCAACCUCUGGUCCUGGAGCUUAGCAAAACUACGGAGCCUACUACAGAGAUUAAACCAUCUCCAACCACGGAGGAAACCUCAGCUCAGCCUCCAGACCCGGGGCUUGCCAUAACUCCAGAACCCACUACAGAGAUUGGACAUUCCACAGUCCUGGAGAAGACUACAGCUCCUCAUCCAGACCAGGUUCAGACUCUACAUCGAAGCCUGACUGAAGUCACAGGUCCACCUACAAAGUUAGAAUAUUCGCAGGGUUCAUUGGUGCAGUCUGAAACUGCACCAGAGGAACAGAUGGCCUCCACAAGCACCAACAUAUGUGAGCUCUGUACCUGCGGAGAUGAGACUCUGUCAUGUGUUGAUCUCAGCCCAAAGCAGAGGCUCCACCAAGUGCCUGUGCCAGAGCCCAACACCUACAAUGGCAUCUUCACCACCUUAAAUUUCCAAGGAAACUAUAUUUCAUAUAUUGAUGGAAAUGUAUGGAAAGCAUACAGUUGGACCGAAAAAUUAAUUCUCAGUGAAAAUUAUUUGACUGAAUUACAUAAGGAUUCAUUUGAAGGCCUGCUAUCCCUCCAGUAUUUAGAUUUAUCCUGCAAUAAAAUACGGUAUAUUGAAAGACAUACAUUUGAAUCACUACCAUUUUUGCAGUAUAUAAAUCUGGGUUGCAAUUUAAUUACGGAACUGAGCUUUGGAACAUUUCAGGCCUGGCACGGAAUGCAGUUUUUACACAACUUAAUUCUCAGUCGCAAUCCUCUGACUGCUGUCGAAGAUCCAUAUCUCUUUGAACUGCCGGCAUUAAAAUAUCUAGACAUGGGAACAACGCACAUCACACUUACAACACUUAAGAACAUUCUCAUGAUGACUGUUGAACUGGAAAAACUGAUCUUACCUAGCCAUAUGGCCUGCUGCCUCUGCCAAUUUAAAAAUAGCAUUGAGACUGUCUGCAAGACAGUCACGCUGCAUUGCAACACUGCAUGUCUGACUAACAGCGUACAUUGUCGUGAGUCCAAAUUGCCUGCUGAAGAAGCAUCUGUAGGGAAUCCAGAAGGAGCGUUCAUGAAGGUGUUACAAGCCCGGAAGCAGCACACGAGCACUAAGCUGACUAUUGAGUCGGAGGCGCCCUCAGACAGCAGUGGCAUCAAGUUGUCAGGCUUUGGGAGUGAGCAGCUAGACAUCAAUGAUGAGAGUGAUGUUAUCAGUGCACUAAGUUACAUCUUGCCUUAUUUCUCAGCAGGAAAUCUAGGUGGGGAAUCAAUAUUGUUACCGUUCGCCAAACUGCUUUUUUCAAAUGUACAAGAUGGAGAAAGGCUCCUGAGUAUUUUGAAAAACAAUAGAAACAGCCCCUCACAGUCCAGCCUUCUAGGUAACAAAUUUAAAAACCAAACAUUUAAAAAGAAACUAGAAACUGUGCAACUGCAGGAAAACAGCCCGGCAAAGAUUCAAAGUGUAGGCAAAAACCUGCAGAGAGUGAACAGAGUCCUCACGGGCCCAAGAAGCAUCCAGAAAAGGCACUUCAAAGAGGUGGGAAAGCACAGCACUAGGAAAGACCAGGAUGCCCAGGCAUUUGUGGACAAUGCUGCCAAAGAAAAACGCCUUGAGAGUCCAGAACCAAGGGAGCUGGAACAGCCUCACAUAGUGCAGGGGCCUGAGAAGGUAGCGGGAAACACCGUCUACACCAAGCCUUCGUUCAACCGAGAGCAUAAGGCAGCAAUCUCCUCUGUGCUGAAACCCUUCUCCCUGGGCGUGCCUUCUGCCUCUAGCCCUGCAAAAGCCCUACCUCAGGUCAGAGACAGAUCGAAAGACUUAGCCUACACCAUUUUAAUUUUAGAAAUGGCAAUGGCUAGAGUGAAAAACAUGAAUGCUGCUAAACCAAUUGCACAUUCCAGAAAAAAAUACCGCUUUUAUAAAACUCGCUCCCGUGUGGCCCACAGAACACCCAAGGCCAAAAAGAUUAGAAAGCUUAGACAGGGCAGUUAUCUCAAUAGACUGAUGCUUGCAAAGAGGCCACCAUUCUCUGCAGCGAAGAGCCUCAUAAAUUCACAAGGGGUUUUUUCAUCCUUAGAAGACCUGAGUCCUCAAGAAAACACUCUUCUGGAAGUAUUUGCUCCUUCAGAACAUUUUAGAGAAAACACAAAUGUAAAAGACACAACUGCAAGAGAUGCCUUUGAAGAAAAUGUUUUUAUCGAAAACACUGUUAUGCCAGAAGGCACCAUCUCUGAAAACACAAACUAUAAUCACCCUCCUGAGGCAGCUUCCGCUGGGACUGCAUUCAACUUAGAGCCAACUAAGACAAAAUGGGAAUACAACAACUUGGGCACUGACCUGUCCCCUGAGCCCAAAAGCUUCAAUUACCCAUUGCUCUCAUCCCCAGGUGAUCAGUUUGAAAUUCAGCUAACCCAGGAGCUACGGCCCCUCAUCCCCAACGAGGAUGUGAGAAGGUUCAUGUCUCAUAUUAUCCGGACCUUGAAAAUGGAAUGUUCACAAAUGCAUGUGCAAGUGACCUGUGCCAAGCUCAUGUCGCGAACAGGACUCCUGAUGAAACUUCUCAGCGAGCAGCAGGAAGCAAAGCCAUCAAAGGCAGAGUGGGAUACGGACCACCAGAAAUCUAAUUAUAUUAAUGAGAACAUGGAACAGAGUGAACAGAAACAGCAGAAGUCAAGUGAGCUCAUGAAAGAGGUUCCAGGAUAUGGCUAUAACAACAAACUCAUCUUGGCAAUAUCUGUGACUGUAAUACUAACAAUUUUGAUUAUAAUUUUUUGUCUUAUUGAGGUAAGGACAAUAAUUAAUUCAGGUUUUCAGAAUGCAAUCCUGUCUUUGUGUGGAUUCAGAACCCACAAACUGAAAAUCAACGUCACUUUCCCACUUGACAUUCUUCUUCUGUUGUUUAAGGCUGAGGUAUGCUUUGUUCUUUUACUGCAAUGUAUAUUCCAGGAUUUUUAAAGGAUCCUCACUUCCAGGAGAUCUCUGUGAAAUGAAACCAAGUUAAUCCCACUAGACUAUUUUAAGAAGUUAAGUUGAUAUAAUAGCAAAAUUUCUCCCACCCAAAACUAUGUCAACAAUUGGAUGUACUCACCGAGUCACCCCUUACUCUGCCACUAAUUUAUUCCUUGUUGCUUAAAUGAUGAGAGACAUAUAAUCUCCACCCUCAUGGAGUUGUCCUCACCCUGGAGAGGAAGAAGACAGCCAAAAGAGAGAAGUAUUGUCUUGUGGACUUAUUAGAUUCACAUAGUAUCAUCCUUCUCCAGUGUGUAAGGUGUUGUCUAAAUAGGUCCAGUUAAAGCACUACAGGGUAGCCAUUAUUAAAAAAAAUUUUUGGCCCCGUUUUUAAAUUCACAGGGGAGGGGGAAUGUCUCAUACUCCAGCCCUCCUGAGCCUAGGCCCUCUGUGAGAUGUGUCACCAUUUCUUGGACACCAUAUGAGACAUUCCCCCUCGGAUUAGAGAUGCUCAACCUGCAUCAACAUAUCUAAAGCCUGCAUCUGGCUACUCUGGGGCGAGUCCUGUUUACAGUGCCCAUUCCUGGAGAUUGCCUCUUUUUGCCUUUUGUUUGAUUAUGUAUGUAUUACUUUUUCCAACAGGCCAGUGCUAGCAUAUUGGAAGAGUGAUUUAAUAAGGUGGCAACGUUGACGCUAUGCUCCUAAUCCAACCUUAUUUGCCCCAGUUACCAUUUCCAUUAUUGUGGUAGCCCUCCAUUCCAGCCAGAGCAGCCCCUCACCAUACCCCAGUCACACCAUCCCCAUUUCUGCUCUUGUCUGUGCCUUUGUCCAUCUAAAAUUCCCUUAUUUCCCUCUGCCUGUGGGAGUCCUGUGAAUCUCUCCAAAGCCAACUCAGUUCAUCUUUCUGCUUGAAACCUUCCCUGAAUAGGCCAGGUGCGGUGGCUCACGCCUGUAAUCCCAGCACUUUGGGAGGCCAAGGCGGACAGAUCAUGAGGUCAGGAGAUCGAGACCAUCCUGGCUAACACAGUGAAACCCCGUCUCUACUAAAAAUGCAAAAAAUUAGCUGGGUGUGGUGGCAGGUGUGUGUAGUCCCAGCUACUUGUGAGGCUGAGGCAGGAGAAUGGUGUGAACCUGGGAGGUGGAGCAUGCAGUGAGCCAAGAUCAGGCCACUGCACUCCAGCCUGGGGGACAGAGCGAGACUCUGCCUCAAAAAAAAAAGAAACUUCACUGAAUAUUCCAGCCCUCCUGAGCCUAGUCCCUUUGUGAAAUUUGUCCCCUUUUCUUGGACACCAUAUGAGAGACUUCAGAGGCUGAAGUGGGAGGAUUGCUUGAGCCUGGGAGGUCGAGGAUGUAGUGAGCUGUGGUCACACCACUGCACUCUAGCCUGGGCAGCAGAGCGAGACCUUCUCUCAAAAACAGCCACCACCAAAAACUAUCUUGGGAUUUGAAUAGGAUUACCUUAAAUUUGUAGAUUAAUUGGAGAAUUGACAUCUGUACGACAUUCUAGGAACAUGGUAUUUCAUGUCAUGUAUUCAUUUCUUGUUAAUGUCUUUCAGAAGAGUUUUAGGGUUUCCACCAUAUAGAUCUUACAUGACUUUUGUUAGACAACAGAUCUUUGUAUUUUUGUUCCUAAAUACUUCAGACAUUUGUAUUACCAUUGUAAAUGGGAUCUUUCUUCCAUUUUCUAGUUAGUUAUUGGUGGUACAUCUGAAAAGUAUUUGAGGUUCGUGUGCUGCUCUCUUGAUUUUGUUUCUAGCCACCAUACUGAAUUUUCGUAUUACUUCCAGUAAAAUCUUAGUUGAUUGUCUUAGACUUCUUUGGCUAACAUUUAUUAUUUUAUAUGCAAAUAAUGAUAGUUUUGUCUCUUCCUUUUCAAUACUUACACUCUUUCUUUUCUUUCCUUUCUUUUUUUUUUUCUUUCUCAGGGCCUUGUUGUCACCCAGACUGGAGAGCAAUGGUGUGAUCUAGCUCACUGUAACCUCAAACUCCUGGGCUUAAGGGAUCCUCCUGCCUCAGCUUCCAGAGUGGCUGGGACUACAGGCAGGCAGCGAAUUUUAAAACUUUUGUUGUAGAGACAAGAUCUCGCUAUGUUGCCCAGGCUGGUUUUCCUGCCGCUUUAGAGUAGGUUUCCUUUUUUUCAUACUUUUAAGAGUUUUUUUAUUAGGAAUUGUCCAUUGAAUGUUAGCUAAAACAGUCAAUAAAAUGCAUUAAAUGCCAGCUGCAUGCAAGACCCUAAGUUAGAUACAGUCAGCCCUCUUCAUCAGCAGGUCCACAUCUUCAGAUUCAACUAGAUGAGGCUGAAUAUUUGAAGAAAGAAACAAUACAAAUACAAAUAGAAAAUACCAUAUGACAACUGUUGCCAUUAUACAAUAUCUAUACAUUUUAUUAGUGAUGACCUAAAGUACAUGGGACCAGGCAUGGUGACUCACACUUGUAAUCCCAACACUUUGGGAGAACAACCUGGGCAGCAUAGUAAGACCUUGUCUUUAAUAAAAAUAAAAAUAAAAAAAUUAGCCAGGUGUAGUGGUAUGCACCUGUAGUCCCAGCUACUCAAGAGGCUGGGGUGGGCAGAUCACUGGAGCCCAGGAGGUUGAGGCUGCAGUGAGCUGUGAUUGUGACACUGCACUCCAGCCUGAGUGACAAAGGGUGAUCCUGUCUCUAAGUAAGUAAAUAAAUAAAGUAUAUGGGGUGUGUGUGUGUUGGUUAUAUGCAAAUACUGCACCAUUAUAUGUAAGGGAUUGAGCAUCCACAGAUUCUGGUAUGGUGUGGGGGCGGUAUCCUAGAACCAGUCCCCCACAAGGUAGCAAGGAUGACUGAACUGUGGAAGAAUCAAAGCACUGUUAAACAGCAUACAAUUCCCGUCUUCAAAAAAGUUAUCUCAUCAGGUAGAUGAGACUUAAAAUGAAUAAAAAGAAUGAAUACAGAUUUGGAGAUAGUGGUUGUUGUGAUAGAUAACUUUAAUUGUGUUUUCUUCCAAAACAGAUUCAUUCGCACAAAAGGGCAUCAGAGGAAGAUAAAGAAGACCCAUCAGUGUCAGGCCCCUGAGCCCAAGUUAAGGCAUCUGGAUGGCCUGGAGCCAUGUUUUUAAAAUUUUAUUAUUAAAUAUUGUUUUUUUUAACUGGUUAAAUCAAUGAAAACAUUCUUUACUUUGUGGUUGUGUUCCUCAAAAUGAGGAUUUUUAACAAUUAUAAAAAUAAAGCUUGUUAGAUCAUU
Messenger RNA from Pongo pygmaeus (Bornean orangutan), 9522 nucleotides. RefSeq names its product leucine-rich repeat-containing protein 37B-like. Lineage: Eukaryota; Metazoa; Chordata; Mammalia; Primates; Hominidae. The transcript is spliced from 11 exons. The record is from RefSeq and is a predicted model, not a curated record. Gene Ontology annotation, molecular function: protein binding. Bases 520 to 6315 code for a protein of 1931 amino acids.